ACUUUGGAUUCUGAAUGGAGAUCCAGCAAAUCAGAUUUUCUUAUAAUGAUGAGAAUCCACCUGCCAAACUUUCAGGAGAAAAACAAGACUCUCAGCAUUCCUUCUCAUUUCUGAUAAAAAGAGGGGCUCCUUCUAAUCUAGAUCAUCCUGACCCAUCUUUAGGAAAACUUCAGAAGGACCUGUUAUAUGUAGCCAUUCUUCAUCAGUUUGGCCCCAAGACCUCUCAGCCCAAUGUGGAAUGCUGGUUAAGCUGUCUAGCUCAUGAGAGAAGAGUUUCAGUCACUGCAUUGAUUUCCUUAGCCACCAAACUCAUGUGAAAUCAGCAACAAUCUAAGUGCACUUCUUGUGUUCUCAUACUCAAAGGCAAUCAAUGCCUGUUACGUAUUUAUUGUAUACAACCCAGAUCAACUUUCUUUACAAAUUCUUUUUAGAGCAGCACCAGGCCUGUGAAUUAUUUUAUUAAUUUAUUCAAAGUCUGUAUAUGAAGUAACACUUACAUAUAGAAAUUGUUAAUAAUGUCUAUAAUAUAUCUAGAGUUUCAUUAAACGUCACCCUUUCUAAUCUCCCCUUAUACUGCCAUAGUACCUGCAGCAAUGUAUUGUAUGGUCUUCUCUACUAGGCUCUAAACCCCUUAAAAGCAGGAUCAUGUCUUAUAUAUUUUUGCAUAAGCCCAGAUGUGUGUCUUUGCAUAAAUUAGAUGUGUGUCUUAAUCUGUUCAGGUUGCUACAACAAAAAUACCAUAAACUGGGUUGUUGAUAAGCAACAGAAAUUUAAUUUUCUUAUUUCUGGAGGCUGGGAAUUCCAAAACAAGGCAUUAGCAAAUAAUUUGGUGUUGAGUGAGAGCCUGCUUCCAGUCACAGGUAGCUCCUUUCUCUUUGUCUUCUCAUGGUGGAAGGGACAAGGGACAUUUCUCAUUUUAUAAGGGUACUAAUUCCUUCAGGAGAGCUCCUCUUCAUGAACUGAUUACCUCCCAAAGGCCCUACCUCCCAGUACUCUCAUCUUAGGGGUAUGAUGUCAGCAUAUGAACUCAAGGGAGACAUAAGUGUUCAAACCAUAGUAAUAUGGCCAGGCGCGUCACAGGUGGCUGUAAACAGAAGCUUAAUCACAUAUUUAUUCUGUACCCUGCUCCUUGGACUUUUUAUUAUGUCUACAGCUGGCUAUGUAUGUGAAACAUUCACUUUAAAAAGAUUUGUAUUACUUACAGACUACCUAACCAAUGCUAGGCAAAAGGUAGCUACUUCACCUUUCAUGGCCCUAAGAGACUCAACAAAUUGUAGCUUUAUUUGGAAGAGUGUUUCUGCGAUACACACCUUGUUCUGCCUGGUGUGGGCUGCCGGCUUGGCAUACUCCCUCUUGCUUCAUGCACAGCACAACAUCGUACACGAGGAAGAAGGCAGGGAGCUGUCCGGUCUGGUGAUUAUCACAGCAUGGACGAGCCUCUGCCACAAGUCCUCAAAGAAUCCAGUUGGUGGAAGAAUUCAGCUGCUUCUUGCCACUGCAAUAGCUUUGUUCCCAUUUAUUUCAUGGGUCUACAUAUACAUAAACAAAGACAUGCGGUCUUCUUGGCCAACACAUUGCAAGACAGUAAUUUAAAUGAAUCCAAGAAUGAUGUUUUCUAAAAAUGAGAAUAUUCAACUUUUUAUAAACAUUGGGGUAACAGGACAGUUUUCCAGUUUAUUUCAGGUAAUUUAAGCUGAUACAAGAGUUGAUCUAAAAACAAAUUUUAAAAGGUCUUGAGAACUUUUUAAGACUGCUUAUAAUACAUUGAAGAUUGGACAGAACAAGUUAAGAAUGGGGCCUGAUAUUCUCUGGCUGCCUUUCCUGGAGGAUAUUGUGCUACAGUGUAGUCAAAAGGCACUAGAAUGAAAGUUAAGAAAUCUGGGUUUUGCUGGGCACAAAGGCACAUGCCUGAUAGUCGUUAGCUACUCGGGAGGCUGAGGCUGGAGGAUCACUUGAGCUCAGGAGUUUGUGGCCAGCCUGGGCAACACAGCAAGGACUCAAGAUAAUAAAGCAUAAAAAUAAAUUUAUUAUGUAUGUGACUUGGGCAAAUAGACUCUAUAAACCUCC
Molecule: messenger RNA, 2067 nt
Organism: Heterocephalus glaber (naked mole-rat)
Lineage: Eukaryota; Metazoa; Chordata; Mammalia; Rodentia; Bathyergidae
Source: RefSeq, a predicted model, not a curated record